Messenger RNA from Nerophis lumbriciformis (worm pipefish), 2169 nucleotides. The record is from RefSeq and is a predicted model, not a curated record. NCBI's taxonomy places the organism in Eukaryota, Metazoa, Chordata, Actinopteri, Syngnathiformes, Syngnathidae.
AUGACUCACAGGGCGGCCAGCCGAGGUCGCCAGUCCUUAUCUGUGAGAGUUCAGGGGUUGAGCCCCGUCAAGCCCCCGCCUCUGUGCGACCCCCGAAAGAGGAAGCUGUCCCGAUUAAGCUUUGUCUGCAACGGCUUGUUUGAGCGUAAAGACAAUGCUGUCUGCUGUGAGGACGGCAGCAUAGACAACACAUCUUUGCACGCCAACUUUGGACAAGGUGACAUUCUCCCAUCCGCACACCUCGAGGCCUUGUGCACCUCCCUUCCAACACCCUGCCAGCCAGUGACUCAUGCAGGGCGACCACAGCGUAGCAGUCUUGGCCGUCGCUCAGCGGACGGACAGGCUGACGAUGAUGAGGAGGCCCUCAACUCCAUCAUGAAGGACCUUGCGGCCUUGGGUAGCUGCUACACUCAGCACAACAGCCACAAACCCAAGAGCAGAACCUUGCUGUACAAACAGGAUUUAAGAGUCAAGUUGGAGCAUGAGAGAGAAAAACGGAUCAUUCCAUUUCAGAGGCCACUUAAGAUCAAGGAGCUGCUCCAGAAGGUCACAGAGGCCUUUGGCCAGCAGAUGGACAUGUUCUUCAUGGAGAAAGAGAUGCUGCUGCCCCUCAAAAGCCAGGAGGACUUGGACCAAGCUGUAUUUUCUCUCAGCGCCAGCACGGUGACCAACGGUCUGCUCAGGAUACUGCUGAAGACCCCUAAGAACAACCAUUACCUACAAGUGAACAGCAGGGACAAGCAAAGCGAGAUGAGGUCGUCACGGUCGCUCGGGGAUCUGAAAGGCUCGCUGCUGAAGGGUUCGGAGAGAGUGCGCAAACAUUCCACAGGGUCCCUACACACAGGCCGUACAUCGCCUCCCCCAGGAAGCGUCCCUGAGGAGCAGCAGCAGAUUGCUCGCCAGGGCUCCUAUACCAGCAUUCACAGUGAAGGGGAGUUCAUCCCUGAGAUGCAAGACCCGAAUUUGUUGGAUCCCUUCGGGAGUGCGGGCAAUUCACUGUCGAGCAGCUGUCAAUCCAUCGACCAAGCGCUUGACAGCCCGCCUUUCUCGCAGAACAACCGUGACAAUAAUUACCUGAACCUCAGCUACGAAUACAAAGGUCGCCAUGGGAAAGGUGGUACUUUUCCUCGCCAGUUCCAGUUGCCCAAUCGGAGCAAAGACUAUGGUGAUCGUCGCAGGACACUUCCGCGCAGCUUCAUGCCGCAGGAAAACCUGUUCCAGCUGGUUCCCUCUAGCCGUACGCGCAGCUAUAAUGGCGACAGUGGAGUCGGCCUCCAGUACGGCGAGCUGAGAACGUUGGGACGCAACGCGGACAAAAGCUGCCAGCGCGGCACGGCCAAGUCCCCGCGGGCGCCGGUCAACUGGCGACAGGGGAAGCUGUUGGGGCGGGGCGCGUUCGGUGAGGUUUACCUCUGCUACGACGCUGACACGGGCCGCGAACUGGCCGCCAAGCAGGUGCCCUUUGACCCUGACUGUCAGGACACCAGCAAGGAGGUGAACGCUCUGGAAUGCGAGAUCCAGCUGCUGAAAAACCUGCGUCACGAGAGGAUCGUGCAGUACUACGGUUGCCUGCGGGACAUGGAGCAGAGGAAGCUGACCAUCUUUGUGGAGUUCAUGCCCGGGGGUUCAAUAAAAGACCAACUGAAAGCCUACGGGGCUUUGACGGAGAAGGUGACGAGGAGGUACAGUCGGCAGAUCCUGCAAGGCGUCUCCUACCUGCACAGCAACAUGAUCGUCCAUAGGGACAUCAAAGGUGCCAACAUCCUGAGGGACUCCUCCGGUAACGUGAAGCUGGGAGACUUUGGGGCUAGCAAACGCAUCCAGACCAUCUGCAUGUCCGGCACAGGCAUCAAGUCAGUCACGGGCACUCCAUACUGGAUGAGCCCUGAAGUCAUCAACGGCGAGGGUUACGGACGCAAGGCAGACGUCUGGAGCGUAGCGUGCACUGUGGUCGAGAUGCUCACCCAGAAGCCACCGUGGGCCGAGUACGAAGCCAUGGCGGCCAUCUUCAAGAUCGCCACGCAGCCCACAAAACCGGCGCUGCCGGAUGGCGUGUCCGAUGCCUGCCGGGACUUCCUGCGCCAGGUCUUCGUGGAAGAGAAGUGGCGGCCCACCGCCGACGUCCUUCUCGGACACCCGUUCGUCCAGAGCGGCUUCGGCCCCAAAUGA